AUGACCAACCAAAGAAUUCAAGGACAAUGUUCUUCCUCAUCCUCUACACAACAACAAUUGCAACCCAUUUAUAGUCGACAAUUCCCACAACAACAACAAUUCUUACAACAGCAGCAAUUCUUACAACAGCAACAAUUCUUACAACAGCAGCAAUUCUUACAACGGCAGCAAUUCUUACAACAGCAGCAAUUCUUACAACAGCAGCAAUUCUCACAACAACAAUUUAUACAACAACAAUUCUCACAACAACAACAAUUUCCACAACAAUCUCCUCAACAACAAUUCUCACAACAGUCAUCAUUGCAAAAUGUUGGAACUAUUCAAAAUUUGCCACAACUGCCAGAAAUAAAAGACGAAGGUAUUAAACGACUUGCUUUGGGUUAUAAAUAUCACAAUGGAACAUGGGAAGUUUAUGAAUUUAUCGGUGAUAGAGUAUUGGAAGUAUGUGUGGUCAAAUUUUGUCUAACAAAUUUUUACAAAAGAACAAACGCAACAAAAAGUGACAUAAUGUCAGUAGUUAAAAUAUUGGUCUGUAACAGAGUCUUGGCUGCCUACUGUUUGGCACUGCGUCUGGAUGUCAGGAACGAUAUCCCAGAUGGCUGUCCUACUAAAGUACAUGCCGAUGCUUUUGAGACAUACAUUGCGGGUGUUUUUUUAGCAAAUGGUGAAUCAAGUACCACACAGUAUUUAGAGGACUUGAUGUCACCUUUGUUGAUAAUACUCCUCGGUAAUGUAAUGAAUCCUGCAAAGGAUAUUUUCUUAAUAAGCAAUUAUUUUGGCAUGGAAUGGAUAGCUGAGCCUUGA
Entrophospora candida is the source of this 804-nucleotide messenger RNA. Lineage: Eukaryota; Fungi; Glomeromycota; Glomeromycetes; Entrophosporales; Entrophosporaceae. The record is from the annotation of a GenBank genome assembly.